AGUGCAUGUCUUGAAUUUUGAUGUUAUGGUGAUAUAAAUACUAAUUACUAGCAUUUAAUGAAAAAUGCCGUAUCCCACUUCUCCAUUCAAAGAAAACUUCAAUUAUAAACUGAUAAAUAGUUUGUUAGUUGAAUUGGAUUAUGACAAUAAAAUUUCAAAUGAAGAAUUAAUGUUUACUCUAAAAUGGCUAUGUUCUUCCCCAAAAAUGACUACUGUAAGGGUUAAUACUCUAAAAAAUAACGUCCAAAAUGUGCUGCAUAUUCUUAGACAGUUUCUAAAAGAAACCAAAAUGUAUAUUCAUCAUUGUCUCAGUAAUGUUAUUGUUAUCGAAAAUACAACUUUAUGUGAAGAACUUGACAAACAUGAGAAAGAAGUUAUAGUAGACACAGAAUGUGCAUCGGCAAUACUAAGAGGAGCUCACAUAUAUGCACCUGGAGUGUUAGGAAUGGUUGCAGGAUGUCAGCUUAACGAGGAUGUUAGUAUAUAUGCAGAUAUUGCCAAAAAAUGUAAAAAAGGAUUCCAAAAGGUUUAUGAUAGUACAUCUAAAAUACAUAUUGGAAAUGGUAAAAUAAAAAUGCAACGUCACCAUCUAUUUUCAACAAAAAAUAUACAAUAUAAUGGUAUUGCAGUAGAAGUAUCAAAGACAAUAUCUGGAUGUCCUACUAUAAAUGAAAACAUACUACCAGCAGGUGAUAUUUUACUGCAAAACCUUCCUUCUAUUUUAUGCGUCAAAACUCUCAAUCCCAAACGAGGAUCCGUUGUGAUUGAUUUAUGUGCUUCACCGGGAAAUAAAACCACAUAUAUAGCCGAACUUAUGGAAAAUAAGGGUGUAAUUAUUGCUAUUGACAAAACUCCAAAAAAAGUAUCACAACUUCAAGAACGCUGUGAAAAUUUCGGGGCGAAUGUUAAAGUUUAUCAAGCUGAUUCUACGACGAUUAUUAUAGAGUCACAGACUUCAUCUAGAACUAUAGAAAAUGGUCCACCAUUUCUACCAGAAUCUUUCGACAAUGUACUUUUAGAUGCACCUUGCAGUGGUCUGGGAAAAAGACCUCAAUUAGCCAAUAGAAUGUCUGAAAAUGAAAUUAAAUCUUAUGUGCCGUUACAACGCAAAUUAUUUGAAACUGCUACUAAAUUAUUGAAACCAGGUGGGACUAUGGUAUAUAGUACUUGUACUAUAACUUUGGCUGAAAAUGAAGGUAUUAUAGCAUGGGCCUUGAGGACUUUCAACUUUAUAGAAUUAUUAAAACCUCCCCUUAAUUUGGGAGAGCCUGGAUGGAUAGGAACUUCAUUAACAGAAGAACAAAGAAACUUUGUACAAAGAUUUGGGCUAAAUUCGAAGAUUGAUUCUGUUGGCUUUUUCUUUGCUUAUUUUAGAAAAAAAUCGUGACUGAGAUAAAUAACUAAUAAAAUUAAUUUUAUCAAUUCUCCCCUCAAUAAUUAAUUAAUACAUAUCUUAAAUAAUCAUCCAGACCAAUUUAAAAUACUGUUUAACGUUUUCAGUCAUAGUUGAAAUCGAUUCCGAACCAUUUCAUAAUCAAUAUUGUAUUGGUGUGAUACAAACGUUUGAUUAUGAACCGGUUUGGGAUUUCAUUUUACCGAUUUACGAACACAUAACUGUCACUAAAACUUUCGGAUUUGAAGAAUCCCAAACUGCAAUUUUCAAAAGGCGCGUGCGAUAGGAUUCACCUGCAAAGUCUACUAUCACAGAAGUGCUAGAACCUAUUCUGUCACUGUCACAAAAAAUGUCGAUGCUGAAAGAGCGAAUAUGAUCACACGCCGAACUGAUUAGGAAACGGAUCCGCAAUCAGUAGUAAAAAUAUAACAAACUGAUAGAUUUGUUUCAGAAUAAAUAAUAGACUCAGUCGAUGUGAGUCCAGCAAACACGAAACUAUCACAAAAAAUUCAGAACUGAAAGAGUGAAUAUGAUCCAUGCCAAACUGGUUGGGAAUUUGAUCCGCAAUGAGUAGUAAAUACAUAAAAAAUAGUAGAACUGAUUCAGCAUAAAUAAAAAUUCAGAGCUGAAAGCGAAUAUGAUCACAUGCCGAAUUGGUUAGGAAACGGUGAUAAAAAAUAUAAACCAUUUUGAUGCAACGUUCUGAGGCAUGUCUCAGGGUUGUCAUUAUUUAAGGAUGAGUUUUCUUUGAUAAUUCCGACUCUGAACAUUCUAAGUGAUGUUUUCCCUGUCACGUUUUCCAGAACUAUGUGGGAGAUUUAGAAUCACUUCUAGUGUAGCUGUUAUGCAAGAUUCCAUGGCCCCGGCUACACAUAAGCAAGCCAGUCUUUGUACCUUUGAGAGAUUGUUCCUCGUGGUAUUCAGACUAGCUCUAGUACUCCAAACCACUCCCAUUCUAUUUGCUAUAACACGAUGUCUGGAAAAGUAUUGACACGAUUUUAACUUUCGUACUUUUAAUAUAUGGAAGAACGGACGCAGACAGUUCAAUAAACUAACAGUUAAAUUCGAUAUACUGAGAUUCUUAAUAAGAAAAUCGUUAUAUCAAGGUGAUUUUUUUACCAGGGUCGACAAAAAUUCAAUAUACGAGUUUUUAACUAA
Diorhabda sublineata is the source of this 2551-nucleotide messenger RNA. Its product is annotated as tRNA (cytosine(72)-C(5))-methyltransferase NSUN6. Gene Ontology annotation, biological process: RNA methylation. The record is from RefSeq and is a predicted model, not a curated record. Lineage: Eukaryota; Metazoa; Arthropoda; Insecta; Coleoptera; Chrysomelidae. Bases 65 to 1387 code for a protein of 440 amino acids. Gene Ontology annotation, molecular function: RNA binding; methyltransferase activity. The transcript has 6 exons.